CCUCGGUCCUUUCCCUCCCAGAAGCCCGCGGGCGGCUAGGAACUCCGUCGGGAUCAUGGCUGCGGGAGCCGGGACAGCGGGCCCUGCUUCCGGCCCGGGCGUUGUGCGUGACCCGAUGGCGUCACAGCCAAGGAAACGGCCCAGCCGGGAGGGCGGGGAGGGCGCGCGGCGGUCGAACACGAUGGCGGGAGGAGGCGGGAGCAGCGAGAGCAGCGGGCGGGCGGCGAGCCGACGGGCAUCGCGCAGCGGCGGGCGGGCUCGACGGGGGCGGCACGAGCCCGGGUUGGGAGGCGCGGCCGAGAGGGGCACGGGGGAAGCUCGGCUGGAGGAGGCGGUCAACCGCUGGGUGCUCAAGUUCUACUUCCACGAGGCGCUGCGGGCCUUUCGGAGUAGCCGGUACCGGGACUUCAGGCAGAUCCGGGACAUCAUGCAGGCGUUGCUUGUCAGGCCCUUGGGGAAGGAGCAUACGGUGUCCCGGUUGCUGCGUGUUAUGCAGUGUCUGUCGCGCAUUGAAGAAGGAGAAAAUUUAGACUGCUCCUUUGAUAUGGAGGCUGAGCUCACACCCCUGGAAUCAGCUAUCAAUGUGCUGGAGAUGAUUAAAACAGAGUUCACACUGACGGACUCAAUGGUUGAAUCCAGCAGAAAACUGGUCAAGGAGGCAGCUGUCAUUAUUUGUAUCAAAAACAAAGAAUUUGAAAAGGCUUCAAAAAUUUUGAAGAAAUACAUGUCCAAGGAUCCCACAACUCAGAAGCUAAGAACUGAUCUCCUGAACAUUAUCCGGGAAAAGAACUUGGCCCACCCUGUUAUCCAGAACUUUUCCUAUGAGAUCUUCCAGCAGAAGAUGUUGCGCUUCCUAGAGAGCCACCUGGAUGACUCGGAGCCCUACCUCCUCACGAUGGCUAAAAGAGCUUUGAAAUCUGAAUCAGCUGCUUCAAGUACAGUGAGGGAAGAAAAGCACCCAGAGCCAGUGGAAAAACCGCUCAGAGAGCCUCCACGACAGCCUCGGAACCCUCCAACCACCAUCGGAAUCAGGACUCUGAAGGCAGCUUUCAAAGCUCUGUCUACUGCACAAGACUCAGAGGCAGCUUUUGCAAAACUGGACCAGAAAGAUCUGGUACUUCCUAAUCUAGCAUCCCCAUCAUCACCAACCCACAAAAACAAGAGACCCAGGAAAGAUGAAAAUGAAAGUGCAGCUCCUGCUGAGGGUGAGGGAGGCUCAGACCGACAGCCCAGGAACAGUCGCAUGACAAUAAGCAGAUUGGUGUUGGAGGAGGACAGCCAGAGUACUGAGCCCAGCCCAGGCCUCAACUCCUCCAGGGAGGCUAUGUCAGCAUCACCAUCCAAGCCCAGAGCUCUCAACCAACCCCACACAGGGGAGAAGAAUCCCAAAGCAUCCAAAGACAAGUGGAACAGCCCUAAUGGGCUUGAAGAAAAAGAAGUUUGGCUGGAAGAGGACCAGCUGUUUGAAGUUAGGGCACCAGGUGAAGACAAGUCAUCCAAUUUAACAAGAAAGCAGAAGUGGACCAUAGAAGAAAGCGAGUGGGUGAAGGAUGGAGUGCGCAAAUAUGGAGAAGGAAACUGGGUUGCCAUUUCUAAAAGUUACCCCUUUGUUAACCGAACAGCUGUGAUGAUUAAAGAUCGUUGGCGGACCAUGAAAAAACUUGGCAUGAACUGAGAAAGGUUUUCAUAGCCACAGGACUCAGAAGAACAUGGUUCUCAACAGUAGCCCCUAUGCUGUGAUGUCUCUUUCAGAAGCUGGACUGAGAUGAGAAUUGUGGCAACCUCCUCCUGUGCUGGGAGGUCCCAGGACACUCCUGUCACUGUUGAUGGAGAUCAUGGAGCUAAGAAGCAAAGCUAAGAAGCAACCCAUGGCUGCGGCAGAGGCGACAGGCAGGCACACAGCUUGUACAGUGCCAGAAUAUCAUUAGUGUUUCCCUUUAGUGGUUUGCUUCAAUUUGAAUCCCUAGUAAUCUGUAAAAUCUUAUAAGAAAUGAUGGAAUCCAUUAGGAGUACAUACAACCUCAUGACCUGUUAAAACCAGAAAUGUGAGCAUUAUCGGGGAUGAAUUUAAUCCUUGUUGAGUUUCAGCCUCUGACUCAAGUACAAAGGAACUCCGUGUGUUGAGCCCAGAUGAGAGAUCUCUAGAAUCAGAUUCCUUUUUAAAAAACUGUUUGAUCACUUGCGUCCACCCCUGGACCUGCCUGCCUCGGCACCCACAUUGAUGAAUGCUGGGCUAAAUGGCAGGUUCAUCUGCCACACUUCUCAGGGGGUUGGACAAGUGGUGUUUGGUUAAAUGGUGAUUGUAGAUAAGCUUAGGCCCCCUCCCCUCCUCCACCCUCCCCAUUCUCAGAGCCUUCCUUAUGCUGGACUUUUAAAGCUUAAAAAUCAUUUGUUGAGUAUAAUGCCUAACUCGUCCCCCUCUGUGAUAACAGUUGCUCCCACACCUCCCUGGUCUUGCUUUGUUCGUGUCUUGCCCCAGACUGACAUACCCUUCUCCUUUUGUACUGUGUUGUGCUUGCUGUCUCUCAGACACCCUUACAGACUGUCUUUUUAGCAAAAACAAAAACAAAAGAAAAAAAUUGAGUAAAGUGUUUUCUGUAAUCUUUUUUUAAGUAUGAGAAUGAAUUGUUCCUACUUGUAGCAUUCUUCAUUAAAGUCUUGCUUCUCUCAA
Mastomys coucha (southern multimammate mouse) is the source of this 2671-nucleotide messenger RNA. RefSeq names its product telomeric repeat binding factor 2 (gene Terf2). Lineage: Eukaryota; Metazoa; Chordata; Mammalia; Rodentia; Muridae. Gene Ontology annotation, cellular component: chromosome, telomeric region; shelterin complex; nucleus. The record is from RefSeq and is a predicted model, not a curated record. The coding region runs from base 56 to 1675 and encodes 539 amino acids. Gene Ontology annotation, molecular function: G-rich strand telomeric DNA binding; telomerase activity; double-stranded telomeric DNA binding. The transcript is spliced from 10 exons. Gene Ontology annotation, biological process: regulation of telomere maintenance via telomerase; telomeric loop formation; protection from non-homologous end joining at telomere.